CCCGGCGCAUCAUUAAUACAUGCAGGGUGUGGUUCAGCAGACAGGUGUAGAAAGCACCGCAGUUUAAAAGUGGAUGCGUGUCAGAGAGACUGGUCUAUUUUACGCGCUACAGACAAAAAGGAAGCCUAACCAGAACAAAGGGUUGUAUUUUUAACCACUGUAGUAAACUAAGAGGGAAGCGUUCCUCGACAAAGUUUCUAAACGAUUUACCUGACAACAGGUGCGGACCGACAACACAAAGCUACUGAAGAAGAAAAAGGACUUCUUACAGGAAGAAGUCUUUGUCGAUAGAAAUAAAACAACUUAUUUUACUUUAAGGGCUUUUAAGAAAAGAGCCUAUUUCUCUUUUUUUUGCUUUUUGGUUGUUUGUCCGCGCUUCAUUCAAGAUGGCUAACUCGGGUUUGCAGAUCUUAGGGUUUUUUCUGGCUGUCAUCGGCUGGAUCGGACUCAUAGUCGGCACGAUUUUGCCUCAGUGGAAAAUGUCGGCUUAUGUAGGGGAUAAUAUUAUAACCGCCAUCGCCAUGUACCAGGGGCUGUGGAUGUCGUGUGCGUUUCAGAGCACGGGGCAGAUUCAAUGCAAAGUGUACGACUCCAUUCUCCAGCUGGACUCGGCGCUCCAGGCCACACGAGCCCUCAUGAUUGUCAGCAUCAUCGUCUCUGUGAUCGGCAUGGGCGUCAGCACCAUGGGCAUGAAAUGUACCAACUGCGGAGGAGACGACAAGGUGCGCAAGGCUCGCAUCGCCAUGGUCGGGGGGAUCGUCUUCCUCAUCGGGGGGCUGGCAGCGUUGAUUGCAUGCGCCUGGUUUGCAAACCGGAUCAUUAAGGAUUUCUACAACCCCUUCACUCCCGUCAACACCAAGUAUGAGUUUGGCUCUGCUAUCUUCAUUGCCUGGGCUGGAUCCUUCCUGGUCAUCCUGGGGGGUUCUUUGCUCGCCUGCUCCUGCCCCCGAAGGACCGGAGGUGCGCGCAAGUACCCCAGAACCAAAUCCGGACCUCCCAGCACCACCAAGGAAUAUGUGUGAGUGCCCUCUAGGGGUGCAGCACUGGUACAGCAGGAGGAAGUGCCCUGCAGGGGUGCUAUCGCCACAGCAACACCAUUUUUUUGUAGUUCUGCAAUAACUUUACCAGACUGAAAUUUUUCCCCCAAUUUUAUUUUCAUAUAAACACUUUUUGAAGUUCAAACCAGGCUGCACUUGCUAUAGCUUGAACCCAAAGCUGUGUGUUAAACAUUCAUUAAAAAAAAAAUCACUUAAUGUAGUAAGUAAAGGUUGUGAGCAUUGUCUGCUGUGUUUUUUUUUUUUUUUUUUCUUUUAAAAAGUCAAAUAGACCAGGCAGGCCUGCAUGUGCCUUCUAUAUGACUACAAAACACAAAUCCGGUAUUGUGUAUAUUCCAUAAGCUUCCCAGUGGCUUUAUAGGGAUCAAUAUUCACCCAGAACUCGUAACACUCAGAUGUAGAAGACCUGUUUCUUUACCUCAUUAAUGUUACACACUUGGUCAAACAUGCCUGUGAAGGCACAGCCAAACCAUUUACUGCUCCCUGUAAUGAUGAUGCUUUGAGAUACUGACACCCUAAAAAUGAUUUCAUCUCUGUGAUGUCAACGGGCUUAGAAAAAAUCUCUCCUUGUUUUUGCUCAAAAUAUUUUCAGUUUAACUCAAGAGAAGUUGAUUUUAUUUGUUUACUUCCUGUUGGUGUUACAGGUAAUACAGCCCCACUUCCUGUGCCUCUCCUAAAAAGUACAGCACAAACGUUGGGCUGCGGCUGGGGUUCUGUUGCCUUUAACACAGGAAAGUUAGCUUGCAUUUUCUUGUAGUGUAAAUCUGUUACUGGAGAGUUGUUUUUUAAAGGGUACAUAAGGAUCUUUUUAUUUUAUUGUUACAUGUUCCCAUGUGUUGCUACUUAACUGUUUACGUAAGGUGUGUGUUUAAAUUAUUUUUUGCAUUACCUGCCUCAAGAUGGCUUCCCAUGUACCCGCAUGGACCUCUCAGAACUACAUUUCCCAUCAUUAUUUCUUUAUUUAGCAGACGCCUUUAUCCAAGGAGACUUGGAGACUAGGGUGUGUGAACUAUGCAUCAGCUGCAGAGUCACUUACAAUUACGUCUCGCCCGAAAGACGGAGCACAAGGAGCUUAAGUGACUUGCUCAGGGUCUCACAGGUGGGAUUUGAACCGGGGACCUCCUGGUUACAAGCCCUUUUCUUUAACCACUGGACCACACAGCCUCCUACUCAGUGGUAAAUCCAUCUGUUACAUAUGUGAGCAGGAGGAUGAUGGGAAAUGUAGUUCCAAGAGGUACAUGGGAAGCCAUCUUGAUGCAGGGAAUGCAAUUUUAAAGUGGUCAAUGUGGAAAAAAAAGUUAAAACGAUACACAAACCUUACGUAAACAGUUUUAGCAACACAUGGGAACACGUAACAUAAUGAAAUAAAAAGGUCCUCAUGUACCCUUUAACUGGGGUAUGUGAUUUGUAAAUCUGUUUUGGGAUAUUGAGACUGACAAUAACCCAAAACAUGCAUAAAUAUAUCAUUUGAGUUGUGUGUGGGUUUUUUAAAUUUAUUUAAACUAUAUACUGUAGUGGGGGAGGUGCUUUGUGUUUUUGAGAGGGUGGCUGGUUGAAAAAUGAGGUGUGUAAAUAUCAAAUUCUGCUUGUAUUCUUAAUGCAUACUGCUGUUUUGAUUUGUACUGUAAUAUCCCCCACGUUGCCAUUUUUAGAAAGCUCCUUUUUUAAACAAAGGAUAUAGAAUAAAAGUGAGUUGUAUCUGGUUUUAUUUAACUUUUUUUUUUAAAAUAAACAAACCUGAAAUGUGUGUGCCUUUUUGAUAAAUAAAAUGUUUUCAGGUUA
Messenger RNA from Acipenser ruthenus (sterlet), 2837 nucleotides. RefSeq names its product claudin-7-B-like. Bases 387 to 1022 code for a protein of 211 amino acids. The transcript has 4 exons. The record is from RefSeq and is a predicted model, not a curated record. Gene Ontology annotation, molecular function: structural molecule activity. Gene Ontology annotation, biological process: bicellular tight junction assembly; cell adhesion. Gene Ontology annotation, cellular component: plasma membrane; bicellular tight junction. Lineage: Eukaryota; Metazoa; Chordata; Actinopteri; Acipenseriformes; Acipenseridae.